Messenger RNA from Clonostachys solani, 1233 nucleotides. Lineage: Eukaryota; Fungi; Ascomycota; Sordariomycetes; Hypocreales; Bionectriaceae. The record is from the annotation of a GenBank genome assembly.
AUGGGAAACCCCUGCCACUCGCCGCACAGUGAUCCUUGGGAGCUAGUUGAUGAGGCUGGUGCUGAUCUGAGAGCGAUUGUAAUUGCGGUAGGCUAUCGCCUCAAUAUAUUCGGUUUCCUAGCGGGGCAAGGUAUCGACGGCAAUUUUGGAUUCUGGGAUCAACGGUGUGCCUUGGAAUGGGUGCGAGACCACAUAUCAGCUUUCGGAGGCGAUCCGCAUCAGAUCACCCUCGGAGGACUCAGCGCCGGUGCCUUGUCAGCUCACUACCAGUUACAAUAUGAAUUGCUCCAUGGAAGCGGAUCAAUGCCGUUGUUUCGUAAUAUUUUCAUGUGCUCUAAUGCGAUAUCAGUAAGAGAACGCCAGAACAUAAUGCUAUGGACAUCAUUGACCAUCUUGAACCUCAGGUGCAACCUAAAUCAAUUCAAGAAUGUGAAGUUUUGGCGUCUAAGGAGAUUCGGGGUUAAAGCUAAUAACAUCGCAGCGAACCUCCAAUUGGAAGAUGUUUUCGACCUUUUCAACAUUGAUCCAUUGCUAUCAGUGCAGGAAAAGAUUGAUCGCCUCCGCAAUGUACCCUCCAACAAUCUAAUCGCGAAAUUUUCGUCAUUGCGUUUAGACACAUUCCGUCCAGUGACGGAUGGAGACUUUGUUGCUGGUGAUAUGCUCAAGUUGCUGAGAGAUGGCACCGUGGCUAGACUGUUCAAAGACCGAGGAAUGAGAAUAAUGAUCGGUGAAACGGAGAGUGAAAAUUACUACCCUGAAGCAAUUUGCCGGAAACUAUUAGCCAGCUACGGCAUGUGUAGAGAACAAGAAGUGGGCCAGACCUACGGCCUCAUCACUUCAGACGUACAAGUUCGCGCUCCCAUCAGAGCAUUUGUCAAGACACUUGCAGAUGUCGGUGUGCCAUUGCACAACAUUUUUCGAUAUCGAAGCCAAUUCCGGGCAAAAUGCAUAUCUAAGCUUUAUUCUCCUGAACUAGGCGUGACACACUCCGUUGACAUGUGUGUCUGGUGGUAUCUGGUGCGGUUUGGUUAUGAACAAAACGAAACAGUGGCAGCCAGGGACUGGCUAUCACGGUCACUGAUACCCUUGGUGAAUGGCGCACCACUAAGAUCGGAGUGCUCUACGAUCAAGCAGUAUAUGGAGUUUACGCCCAACGCUGAGAUUAGAGCAGUGGAUGAUGUGUAUUGGGAUCGAAUGAUUACCCUGUCUGAAAUCUGCGCCGAGACAGUUUGA